Messenger RNA from Danio aesculapii, 501 nucleotides. Its product is annotated as leukotriene B4 receptor 1-like. The transcript is spliced from 3 exons. Gene Ontology annotation, cellular component: membrane. The record is from RefSeq and is a predicted model, not a curated record. NCBI's taxonomy places the organism in Eukaryota, Metazoa, Chordata, Actinopteri, Cypriniformes, Danionidae. Gene Ontology annotation, molecular function: G protein-coupled receptor activity. Gene Ontology annotation, biological process: G protein-coupled receptor signaling pathway; immune response. The coding region runs from base 1 to 501 and encodes 166 amino acids.
AUGAGAAGUAGUGCUGGAACGAUCACAGUGGCUCUGGUUCUCUGCAUUUUUCUACCUAUUGGCAUCUCUAGGAACCUGCUGAUCAUCUGGAGUAUUCUGGCUCAAACCCAUCAGCGUUCCAUCACCACUCUCCUGAUCUUAAACCUAGCCUUCGCGGAUGGAUUCCUGAUGUUUUUAUUGCCAUUCUUCAUUGUUUAUUUGGUAAAACACACUUGGAUCUUUACCCUACCACUGUGCAAGAUUCUGUUGUACCUCUGCAGUACUAACAUGUACUCAUCAGUAUUUUUGAUAACACUAAUGAGUCUGCACAGGAUGGUGGCUAUAUUUGUGGUUGUAAACAUCUACAACCACAAGAUACUCAAUCGAAUCUGGACCUCUUUUCAUGGCUUUGCCUCCAUGGUCACAUUCAUCAGCAGCUCUGUAAACCCUGUCCUUUACACUUUUGCUAGAAAGUCUUUCAUUAAGCGUGACGGCCUGGCCUUCAUGGCACGGCUGUUUUAA